AUCAACCGCUAAAAAUGAGCUUUUUAGCUUCUUCCGGCGCUUGCAAGUGUCGUGGUUGACUGUCGGAUCGUGCUGCAUCGCCUUCGUUCUUACCAUGGGCCGACUUCUGAGUCUCGCGAUGCCCUAGCUCAUUCGGCAACCAUCGUCGGCCAGAGAGGUUAGCUCUAGCGGAGAUUUACUGGCGGUGAAAAAGCCACUUGUGCGUUUAAACAGCGAUCAUUUCAUUUACCGCCACCCAUUCACUCCUAGAUCUGUUCAUGGUUGAGGAGUUGAGUCUCGGAAAGUCAUUGGCUCUCCACAGAUGACAGAGAAGAUUAAGUUAUUAUGUUGCUAUGAUGGAAAGUUGGUUGUUGAAGGGGACGGUGUGGCACCUACAUAUGUAGGUGGGAUACAGAGGCCCAUCAAAGUUGAUAGAUCGAGUACAUUAGAUGAUGUGAGGAGGAAAAUAUUUGAAGUCACAAAAAUUGAUCCACUUGCCUAUUCGCUAGUUUUGACUUGCAAGUAUCCUAUCCAUGGGGGUGCUUAUCGAGCUGUAGCAUUGACAAAUGAUGAGAUAGUUGAUUGCAUGCUUGAUGAAUCUUCAGUUGGAGGGGCUAUUGAGUUGUAUGUAGAGAAGGAUAUUAUUCCAAGAAAAACUGGGAAUGACAUUCCUAUUGUCUCAUCCUCUGUUACAAUUGAUGAAUAUGUUGAAACUACCAGAGAAGAAUCAGUAACAGAGAAGGCCCCAUGUAUCCUGGAGGCCACUACAGGUAACUCAGGAGUGACUAUUGCUUCUCCGUUGGUGCAGAAUGAUCCCUUCUUGUUACAUAAGAACAUUAAUAAUGUCUCUAAGAAACCAUCUGAGCGUGAAGGUGAAACCAUCAACUUUGUGCAGGGUGGAAUGCCAAGGAAGUGCUACCAUAUGUUAUCCAUGCGCGAUUGGCCUCUUACACAUCCUAUAAUGAUUGACCAACUCAACCAAGCCGGGUUCCUUGUUGCCAAUUCCUUACAGUGGCUGCACCUUGAUAUGCAUCUCCUUUGUGCAGUAAUCGAGAGAUGGCGUCCUGAGACAAACACCUUUCACUUGCAUAACAUCGAGAUCAGCCUGACCUUGCAAGAUGUAGCUGUGUUGACUGGCUUGGUGGUGGAUGGUUUGCCAGUAACUGCAGCUCGUGAUGUUGGGGGGCUUGAAUCACGAUGGGCUACUUGGACGGAGUGCUGCAAUGAGCUUCUUGGGAGGGCACCCAUGGAUAUUAUAGACAGUGCAGCAAAGUUAAAGCUCGCCUGGCUUCGAGACAAUUUUAAGGAUGUACCCGAGAAUGCAUCUGCGGAAACUGCAGCAUACCAUACCAGGGCUUACAUCAUGCACAUGCUAGGUAGCUGGAUUGUUCCCAAUCGAUCAGGCAAUGCAGUUCCAUGCCGUUAUCUCCCAUUGUUAGAAGAUUUCGAGAAGUGCGGUCGGACUGCUUUUGGUGCAGCAAGCCUUGCUUACUUAUAUAGGGAGUUGAGCCGUGCAUCAAGGGAAAGUGUGAAGAGACUGGCCGGUAACAUUCAUCUUCUUCAGUUGUGGGCUUGGGAACAUCUAAAGGUAGGUCGCCCAAUCAUGCAAGAGGGUGACUAUGGAGGAGGUCCAUAUCCUGGACCUUUAGGUAUCAGGUGGCAAGGGGAGCGUCGACAUCGGAGACCUAUGGGGCAUUUGAUGUUUUACAGAAGAGAGCUUAAUCUUGCUGAUGGUAGAUGGGUUAUCUGGAAACCUUAUUCUAAAAAUCUUCUUGACCGAUUACCUGCUAUCUGCACUGCUGGAAAAGGGGUGUGGCAGUCCCGAGCUCCUUUAAUUCACUUUGACAUUGUUGAAAUGCAUUUCCCUGACCGAGUAAUGAGGCAAUUUGGAAUGAAGCAACAUUCACCAAAACCUGUUGAGUCUAUUGAGCAAAUCAAUUCUCGUCGUAAGCCUGGCGCCAAUUGGCUGGAACAACACUAUGCCUAUCUAGCAAGAUGGGCUCAAAGACACCUUCUGGUUGUGAAGGAGGAGCACCAGCCAGAACUGUCAAAUAACGAUGGGAAUGUUGGCGGUCCUCAAGGCUUUGCAUGUGGAGAAGAUGAGAAAUCUGAGGAAGCUGCUUGCCAGCUUCAAGGGUACAUGGGGAAAGACUUGAUCCAUCUGGUCAACCGGUUGCAUGCACAGCUUAACGAUCAUCUCCUCGAGUGUGAAAAGCCAUGCUUGCUGUACAAGAUGUUAGCUGAGAUAGAUCACACCUAUGGUGUUCAUGGUCUUCAUCACAUGCUAGGCCCAUUGCCUUCCUCGCCACUGUCACAGCCUGCACUCCCAGAAUCUUCGGCAUUAUCUGCAAUGCAAAUGCAAAAUUGGCAGCAGCAGGAAGAAUUGCAGGGAAAUGCAUCUUUUGAUAAAUCUCUUGGUAAGCCAUUGCUAAUGCUGUUUGCUCGAUCUCCAAUGAGACAGGGAAAGACUCGGGGUCGGAAGCAAGGAUCAAUCAGAGCACCUUAAUCCAUUCUGGUUCUCCUAAAUUAAGGUUGUGGUUGGUACGGCUUUUCUAUUGCUUCUUAAAAUAAUUUUUUAAGUAUAAAAAUAAAAAAAAUUAAUUAUAAAGCUGUUUUAAAAAACAGAAAGAAAACCGUCCGAAACAAAGCCUAAAAUUCUUUGUAUAAUCAGCUUCCCUUCACCAGAUAUUGUAAUUUUCAUAUAUCCAGCUAGGUUUAUAGAUAUUCAUCACCUGCUGGUAACUUUGUUUAGUUUUCACAAGUGAUAUAAAACAACAGGUUGAGGAAGAAAAUGGUGUUCAA
This is a messenger RNA of Dendrobium catenatum, 2781 nucleotides long. RefSeq names its product serine/threonine-protein phosphatase 7 long form homolog. The transcript has 7 exons. Gene Ontology annotation, biological process: meristem maintenance; meristem development. The record is from RefSeq and is a predicted model, not a curated record. Lineage: Eukaryota; Viridiplantae; Streptophyta; Magnoliopsida; Asparagales; Orchidaceae. Bases 302 to 2485 code for a protein of 727 amino acids.